Molecule: messenger RNA, 2528 nt
Organism: Durio zibethinus
Lineage: Eukaryota; Viridiplantae; Streptophyta; Magnoliopsida; Malvales; Malvaceae
Product: protein kinase PVPK-1
Biological process (GO): protein phosphorylation
Molecular function (GO): ATP binding; protein kinase activity
Source: RefSeq, a predicted model, not a curated record
AGGAAGCAUUAUUUAUUUAUUUUUGUUGAGAUUUGAGAGGAAACAAUCCAAAGACAAAGGCGGCUUUAAGCUUAGUUUUGCUUUGCUUGUCAAGUUAGCUUUGGUUUUUCCUCUUAAUCUUCUUUCAUAAAACGACAAAUAUAAACAGAACAUAAACAUUUUUUUUUUCAUUAUUAUUAUUAUUAUCAUCAUUGUUUUCUUUCCUUUUCUUUUCCUUUUCUUGUUUGGAUCGGAUCUGGAAGAGCUUAGGAGAAGAGAAACACAAAAACAAGGAAAAACCUCCCAAAGAAAAAGCUGUGUCACUUUUCUCUUCAAAAAAACAGCUUUUUUUUUUCCUUUAGUGUGUUUUUCAUUUCAUGAAAGAUUUCACCUUGCCUUGCAUUGUUUUCUCUGUUCUAUGAUCAGUGGUAGGUGCUGUUGAAUUGUUCAAUGGAAUCACUUGUUAUUUCUUCAUCAAAGAGUCAAAAUCCUGGUUCUGCUAUAGGCAACAAUAACCCUCCUUCAACAUCUGGGACGCCUAGGCCUUCUCGGCCUCCAUCUCCCAAACAAUCUAGAAAUGAAAGGCCUUCUUCUACAUCCCAUGUAACUACUCUUAAUCACGGUGUCAGGAUUGUUCGACAUCCAAAUGGUUCUAUAGGCUAUCAAAAGCAUUCAUACAAAACAGCCUAUGACAACUUGCAGCUUGAAGAAUUGCCUAAUAUGGCAAAACACUAUCAGGAUUCGAGUAAGGGCAAAUCUGAAUUGGUGGGAAAGAAUGAGGUUCUUAUUUCUAGCCAGACGAAGAUGUUGCCAGUGCAAGGUAAACCUUCCUUCAAACAUCUCAUUGAUGAUCAUAAGAGUUCGAAUUCAAGUGGUUCAUUGGAAUCUGAAAAAAUUGUACCAGGUUCAUGUAAAGGAGGUGUUGUGCAGUUGAACAACCAUAUUGUAUCCGAAUCAGAGCCAAACUUUUGUCCAAGUCCUUCAAAUAGUAUGUGCACUGGCACGCAUUAUACCGAAGCCAAACAAAGUUUCACCAAUACAGAAUUUAGUGAAUGUGCAAGUAGUGUUGACAAGUCUGGUGAGAGUGGUGAAGUGAGUAAUUCCUGCGAUUUAGUUGAGAGUAGGAAGACAAGCAUCUAUAGAGGGAGCACUGGUAGUGAUGUUAGUGAUGAGAGCAGCUCUAGUGGUCUAAGCAGUGCCAUCUACAAGCCCCACAAAGCAAAUGAUAUAAGAUGGGAAGCAAUUCAAGUUGUCAGAUCUCGUAAGGGAGACUUGGACUUUAAGCACUUUAGGGUGCUGAGGAGACUGGGAUGUGGGGAUAUAGGCAGUGUUUAUCUGUCGGAAUUGACUGGAACUAAAACUUAUUUUGCCAUGAAGGUUAUGGAUAAAGCUCUUUUGGCAAGUCGUAAGAAGCUUCUCAGAGUCCAGACAGAGAGAGAGAUUCUCCAAUCUCUUGAUCAUCCCUUCCUACCAACCUUGUAUACACACUUUGAGACAGAGAAGCUUUCUUGCUUGGUGAUGGAGUUCUGCCCUGGCGGAGACUUGCACGCUCUCAGACAAAGACAACCUGGAAAGUACUUUUCAGAACAGGCUGCCAGAUUUUACGUGGCAGAAGUUCUCCUUGCUUUGGAGUAUCUGCACAUGCUUGGGAUCAUUUACAGAGACCUUAAGCCGGAGAAUGUUUUGGUGAGAGAAGAUGGACACAUAAUGCUUUCAGAUUUUGACCUCUCUCUUAGAUGCGCUGUCUCUCCUACUCUGGUCAAAUCUUCAAACCCAACCCUGGGAUCAAAAAAUUCAGCAUACUGUGCUCAGCCUGCAUGCAUUGAGCCAACUUGUGUAAUGCAGCCAGAUUGUAUCCAACCUGCAUGUUUUGGACCACGUUUCUUUUCAAGCAAGCCCAAGAAAGAAAAGAAGAGCAAAGCAAAGAAUGAAACAAAUCAUCAAGUAAGUCCUCUUCCUGAGCUCAUUGCUGAACCUACCAAUGCUCGAUCAAUGUCCUUUGUGGGCACUCAUGAGUACUUGGCACCUGAGAUCAUUAAAGGUGAAGGCCACGGAAGUGCCGUAGAUUGGUGGACAUUUGGGAUCUUUCUGUAUGAACUUUUGUUUGGUAAAACCCCAUUCAAGGGUGCAGGGAACCGGGCAACUCUCUUUAAUGUGGUUGGCCAGCCAUUGAGAUUUCCAGAGUAUCCAAAUGUGAGCUUUGCUGCUAGGGACUUGGUCAGAGGUUUACUAGUAAAAGAACCACAGCAUCGGCUUGCUUAUAGGCGUGGUGCUACUGAAGUUAAACAGCAUCCAUUCUUUCAGAGUGUGAAUUGGGCACUCAUUCGUUGCGCAAAUCCACCCGAAGUGCCAAAGCUAGCCAUGAUGGACUUUUCUGCCAGAACCGACAUGGCAAAAGUACCUGUCGAUGACAAGGUUCCAGGUGUAGAUGUGAAACCUUCAGGUAAUUAUUUAGAGAUUGAUUUCUUUUAAUUCUGUGAUUAUUUUUCUCUCUUAUAAACAAUGUUUCCACCAUCACCUCAGUCAAAUCGUUAGUUCCUUGUGUAGCA